GCUAAAAUUCGUAAACAAACCACACGAAAUUACAUUUUUUACGAUUUUAACAAGAAAUACGUCAAAUUAUUAGAUGAAAAUAAGUUAAAAAUCAACUUUAGAAGUCAAAUAGUCGAUCGAAGAUGUCGAACAAGCCAUCUUCAUCACGUUCAAAGCCCAAACUAAACAUUGCCAGUUCGGAGCUCUUCGUUCUCGGCAGCAAAGCAAGCAGUAGUCGCAGCAGCGACGAAACAAAAGGCGGAAAAAGUUCAAGCGAUCGAAAACGUGAAUCCGGAGGGACUUCAAGUGCUUUGCCGGCUUCGAAAAAAUCCAAAUUAUCGCUUCCCGGAUUGAGCGGCGCCUCGUCACGUUCAUCUUCGGAAGGUCCCGCAUCAGCUGGAGCAUCUCUCGAGUAUUGGGAACAAACAGUUAUUGAAUGUGAGCCUGUGGAUUUGGUUGAUUCGGUACUCACAGCGAUCGAUCAACAAGAUAGCGACACGAUAAUUGGCUUGAUUUGCGGAGCAAUUAAACUUUAUGCGUCGCCAAGAAAGCAAUCUGACUUGUUGUUGCAAAUGCAAUUGCUGUACUUGUCGAAAUUGAGACCGCAUAUCUUUUGUAAUGAAACAGUGACGCAAGCUUUGAUCUCAGUGCUCAAGAGAGACACGCAGAAUUCGUUCAAGGGCAAAAAUAAUCCGAGUUUGCAUGUUUUAACUUGCAAUCUCCUUGCUCGAGGACACAGCGACAAAAAACAAUGGCCCGAAACCUUCAUGAAAAUCUACAUCGAAGAUGCCAUCAACGAACGUAUUUGGGUCGAUAACGAAGAUUGUUCUGUUUUUGUCGAAAACAUCAUUUCAUCAUUUGGCACAAAAGUUCCUCCAAAGUCAAUGUUACAGCCCGAACUCACAGGAUUAACUCCGAAUAAAGAAUCCGUGAGCAAUUUAGAUGACGAAUCAAUGGACAGCGCUCCAUCCGGCGACUCAAUUCGUUCAGGAAACGAAACCAGCACUGAAGAAAAACUUCAAAGUCGUUACGCGCAUUGCACAGCUGCUGUAGAGAAAAUUGUCAUUGACGCAAUUAAAGAACAACUGAAUCGCCGACAAGGUCCUGACGCUACAACAAGAAAUUUUUUGAAAUUUUUAUCAAGUUCCAUGGGAAUUCAAGAAGUUCGUGCAUUGUGUGUGACUCGAAUGGAAUUAUGGAUUCACAAUUCAAAGCUCGGAAAAUCAGCACAAGAGUUACUGAUGUAUUUGUGUUACAACAUAAGCGCCAACGAGCCCAAAGACAAAGAAGUUUUGUCAAAUUUGGUGAAAAUUCGCUUGAAAACGAAACCACUAAUUAAUGUCUUUAUGACAUGUUUCAAGGAAAUGAUAAAUUUACAACCCGAAAUCCUCGCAACGUUGUUGAAAUAUGUCGUUCAGAACGAAUUAUCGAACACACGAAAUCCGAACAACAUGGGAAUGCUCGGAAAUAUGUUUCAAGUCAAAUCGGAUGCUUCAGCGCGGCAUUUGGCAGAGAUUUAUCAAGAAUUUCUGCUUCAACGAGAGGAUUGUUUGCGAACUCUGAAGGUUUUUCUUCGAGAAUUGGUCAAAAUGUUACGUUACGACAUCAAUCUCGUCGUUUUCGUGAAAGCUUUUAUCCAAAUUCGACCCGAAAUUGAAGCCCAAAUCGCUGCUUCUGAAUUCCGAGAACGAAUUUUCAGCCAUAUGGUUGACUUGAUUUGUCUUUGCAUGUUUUUAAGUGUUUCGCCGCAUGUUAAAGACGCAAUUAUGACCUUACGCAGCGGAAGAGAACUCAAAGAUUCGCCCUUUUUGUUCACUUAUUACGCGCAAAUGUGCGAAAUGCAAUGCGAUGUCAUCGGAUUCAUGUUGGAGGAAGUCCCAAAAGUAUUUCAUCCUGCUGCGAGCGAUUAUACAAUAAUGUUACACAAAAUAUUGCUCUUUGAUCCGCCUGAAUCGUAUUGUAAAGGCGAUACAUGGCCUCAAGAUGGCGAAAAAACAUUUUUUGUACGAGCCUGUAGCGAAAUCCCGUUGAACCAAGAUUCGAUUUUGAAGUUGAUUUUCAUCGGGAUUCACAAAGAAAUCAGUUUUUCGGUUCCCGAUACGAUGGAGUUGAUUGAUCAGAUGGUUCGACGUGCAGGAGCUUUGAAAACUGUCACAAAUUACCCGCCGCUCGAAGCAAAUAAACUUGAAAUCAUCGAUUUUCUCUUCAGCAUGUCGGAAUAUCAUCAUCCGGAUAACAUUGCAUUACCCAUGGGAUACGAUCCGCCGAAGCUGGCAAUUUCAAGUCUUUAUUGGAAGACGUGGAUCAUACUUUUGAUCUUGUCAGCACAUAACACAUCGACUUUUGGCUCGUUCUGUUGGGAUCAGUACCCAAUGUUGCGAAAUCUCAUCGAAAUGUGCAUCACAAAUCAAUUUGUUCAAGCAAAACCUCCCGAUGAAGAACUUCAAAUCGCCACAAUUGAGAAACAACAAAUCUUGGAGUUCGAAACUCAUUUAGCAGCAGCUACUUCAAAGGUUAUGAUCACAGAACAAACCAGUUUGUUACUUCCGCAAGUCAUGUUGAUGGAUCCUAUGGGUCUUCCUCGUCAUCCGCCGUUGCAUAUUUUGGAACAAUUAACGAUUUUGAACAAAUCACACAAACUCGGGCAUCUUCUUUGUCGUUCACGGAAACCAGAUUUGCUCGUUGACAUCAUUCAGCGUCAAGGAACUUCACAAUCAAUGCCAUGGUUGGCGGAUUUGGUCAAAAACAGUGAAGGUGAUUUCAAUCAUUUGCCUGUUCAGUGUUUGUGUGAAUUCCUGCUUUCAAAUCCAAUUGGCGCAAAUACUCCGAGAGAACAAGAAUUGAUGUUGUACUUGCAAAAUUUGUUGUUAGAUGCAUCAGUUGAACAUCAAACGACGUGUGAAGUGAUUGAAUAUUUCCUGAGAAGACUAUCUUCAACAUCGCGACUUAGCAGGGCAUCAGCAAUUCGAGCAUUGAAAAUUCUCUUAAAAGUUUUUGAAAAAGACGAAGAAGGCGGUUUGAUAGAAAGUAAUGAUUCUGAAUGGUUGAUAAGAUAUCUUCCGGGCAUUCCGCAUUUUAAUUUUGUUCGACCUUUGGUAAUUGUUCAGUUACGAUCUGCUUGCCAAAUUGAAAAUAAUGCUGAAUUGAUCAUGAGUUACAUUCAGUUCAUCGCAUCGAAUACUUUACAUGAUGGAGUUACUGAUAUGUUUGAUCAUGUCAUGGAUAUGUCUCAACUGAUCGUUGAACGAAGCACCGUUUUCUCCCAAAUUAUUCCAGCAUUGAAUGAAGUUCAUGAGAAUAAGUUCAACACGUUGAAUUGCUUGUUUGUGAUGUUCAACAAUUUCUUCGUCAAGUUGAGAGAAAGUAAAAAUCAAACUUUUGCUGAAUGUCCUGAACUGUUGUUGGUUCAUUUCUCGGAUGGAACACAAUGUAGCAUUCAUUUGAGCAUUAUUCAGGCUUUUGUGAUUCUUUUGACAUACUCGAAGGAUAUUCCAGGCGUUGAAACAAUCCUCGAUUAUUGGUUUCCUGUAAACGUUCCUCCUCCGCAAGCUUUCACAAUGGAAACGCAAGAACCUGUUCAAAUCCUUCCCGAUUGGCUAAAACUCAAGAUGAUUCGCAGUAACGUUGAACGUCUCGUCGAUGUUGCUCUUCAAGACUUAACUCCCGAUCAAAUUGUCUUAUUCGUGCAAAAUUUCGGAACUCCCGUAUCAUCCAUGUCAAAACUCUUAGCUCUUUUGGAUCGUGCUGUCAUCGAGCAAUGCGAAACUGUUAACGCUGCAAUCUUGAAUAAACCGUAUUUGGCUCAAUUAAUCGAGAUUCAACAAGCACGCGGAGCAAAAAAUGGUCACAUUUCCGUUCAUACUCUCGACUUACAUGGACAAACUGUUGCUGAAACGCCAAAAAGUAGCUCUGUACCGAAAAUCGAUGAAUUCGUUGUGAAUUUGAAGAAUCAAACAACAGCUCCAAAGAGUGAAAAACAAACUGCGGCAAAACAAAACAAGGAAAUCGAAGAAGUAUUGGAAGCGAUAUUAACUCGUCCUGUCCUCAGUAAAGGCAUGCAACAGAGAUUCCGGAAGUUGGUACAACAAUUGAACGUACAAAAUGUAAAAACGGGCGGAAAUCAAGCUCCGCAAGAAAGUUUGCGUAGAAAAGUUUUGCAACAAUUCUUGAACAUGAUCAGAAGUCCACAAGGCCCAAUAAUUUUCAGAAAUUUGGUACAAAAUACGACAAUUUUCACAUUUUUCAGAUCAUUAUUUUCCAUUUUUUCGGAAACAGCCGAUUUUGCUUAUAUUGUGGAACAGUUUUUGAAAUGUUGCAAGCCUCAGCAACAUCCAAUUUUGAUUGAAAUCCUUCUCAACAAAAAAAAGACGUUUAUUCGGAAGAAUAUUGAGUUCGAAAGACAUCGGACAUCGAAUCAAAAUGAAAGAAAACUCACUUUGACGAAAAUUUUAAAGGAUAUAGGAGAGUACGAGCUCGCACAAGACAUUUCAAGCAACAAAGGAAACGCCUCAAAACUCAUCACAGCUCUCACAAUGGGCUUAAGAGCUGUUGACGUUCGAAUCAAACCGGAACCCGGCACAAUUUGUGCUCCGCAAACUGUUGCUGAUACCCGGGGCUUGCUCGUAGAUUGUUUAGCGGAAGCAGAUUCAGAGCUAAUUCGCUCGCAUCCCGAAUUACAAAUGUCAAUGUUGUUCGGAGAGACGAAACAUUCCUUCCGCCCUUACUUGUUGUCACUUUCGCAUCAAAGUAGUUGGUCAUCAUUAGCGAAAAUUGUCGAAAAUUUACUUGCUACGUGCAAUGACAAGUACGAUCCAACGUACGUUCUCGAUUUCAUCGACGCUCUCAUCAGAAAUCCCAAAUUAUGGCAAGGCAGAGAUCGCGCAGUACCGAAACACGAACAAAUCGAGUACAUUUUGGAGCUAAAUGAGAAUCAAAUACGAGCUAUGGUUGACUACGUGUUACGAGAAAAUGUCAAAAAAUCCCAAAAUGAUCUAAAAUUGAGUACAAGAAUGCAUCUUUUGCUCCAUUGCAGUGAUCCAAGUAAAUGGGAUUUAGUAUCGUUGAUCAAGUAUGUCGACAAAAAGGAAGAAAUGCAAUUUAAUGUCGUUAAAAAGCAAUUUUUGCAACAUUUGUAUUUGAAUAUUCCGCCAAUUAAGUUCCUGCCGGUCGAAGUAAAUGGCGUUUACGAUACGGAUUUGAGGAAAUUGAACGGAUGUGUGGCAGAUGAGUUCUCACAUUGCAUCAUAACAGCGAUAAAUAGUUUGUCAAAUCCGAAAGAUUGGCAGGCAAUGAGCGGAGAUAUGGUUUUAAUUGUGAGGAAAUUGGCUGCUGCUCAUCCAUCGUUGCUUUUGAGAGAGUUGCCUGUGUUGGCGGGAUUGUUACAGGGACGAGCUCAUAUGGACAUGUACGUUCUCCGAAUCGAACAUCAUCUUGCCCUCUUCCACGAAGUUCUCAGUUUACUUGAACUUAUGCAGCCCAAAAUCUUCGAGGAUUGUUAUCAGGACAGUUUUCACUCUGCUCUCGAUUGUUACUUCCAAUUUUUAAAGUAUCACGGGCACACAAAAGAUGUUUUUUCGAUUUUAUAUCGUUUAGUCGACUUAUUACAAGCUUACACAGCUGCCAAUACAAACACGGCUUUGAAAUUCAUCGAACGUUAUGCUGACUUGCUUCAAGAAAUCGCCUCUAACAAUCGAAGUUUUUACGGAUUGAAUCAACUUAUCCAAGGAUUGUCUUUGUUAAAACACAAACACACCGAAUUCGACACAAAAAUCAAAGAAGAAGAUGGAGAAUCGUCAUCUGAUUCAAGCAACAAAGAAGAAAUCGAGACCCAUGGAACAGCAGCUGUCAUUUUAGCUCCUUAUACCAAACCAGAUAUUGCUCCUUCGCAUUGGCCCAAACUCAUUUCCAUCUUGAAACAGAAUUUAAUUGAGGAUGUCGUGCCAACUUUUGAGGAAAUCGAGAGUAUCACGUACAAAAAACCUCAGUUAAUUGAAGAAAUUUUCGAUAAAAUCCUCGAAUACAUCUUCCAUCCUGCCUCGAACGUCAGAAAUAAGGCAUUUAACCUUUUGGUUCGCUUCAUGAAACAAAAUCCGGGGAACGCGGCGUACAAUUCGAGCAUCUUAACGAACUACAUUCAAUGUUUAACGAGCGACGAUACCGCAAUUGUCGUUUCCGCGUUGGAAAUUUUAACGGAAGUGGUUUUGUGUUUGCAAGAACACGCACCGGCAAUACUAAAAACCGUUUUUGAACUUGGAAUAUCGUCGCGCGUGAGUGCAUAUGCUCCAUUACGAAAGUGUCUCUUAUCCCUCAAAACGCAACAAGCCUGUUAAAAAGUAAAAUUUAUUCAAUAUAUCUU
Culicoides brevitarsis is the source of this 6334-nucleotide messenger RNA. RefSeq names its product integrator complex subunit 1 (gene IntS1). Gene Ontology annotation, cellular component: integrator complex. NCBI's taxonomy places the organism in Eukaryota, Metazoa, Arthropoda, Insecta, Diptera, Ceratopogonidae. The record is from RefSeq and is a predicted model, not a curated record. Gene Ontology annotation, biological process: U2 snRNA 3'-end processing. The coding region runs from base 123 to 6308 and encodes 2061 amino acids. The transcript is spliced from 5 exons.